Molecule: messenger RNA, 1383 nt
Organism: Angiostrongylus costaricensis
Lineage: Eukaryota; Metazoa; Nematoda; Chromadorea; Rhabditida; Metastrongylidae
Source: the annotation of a GenBank genome assembly
AUGCGCUUGAUUGUUAAUUCUCUGUGCAGUUGUUUCUUUCAAAGUUCGUUCAUUGUUAUUUUUUCGCCAUUAAUCUUUAAUCUUACAGUUCUUGCUGGUGCCCUUCUCGAAGAAGCUGAACGUUUGCUGGACCGUGGAAUUCAUCCGACGAAAAUUGCCGAUGGAUUUGACCUUGCUUGCAAAAAGGCGCUGCAAACUCUGGACAAGAUCGCUGACAAGUUUCCCGUCGCCAACAGGGAACGCCUCGUGGAGACCGCACAGACGUCGUUGAGAAGCAAGAUCGUGAAUCGAUGCAUCCGGCAGUUUGCCGAAAUUGCCGUCGAUGCGGUGCUAUCAGUGGCCGAUCUCGAGACUCAUGACGUGAAUUUCGAGUUAAUCAAAGUGGAAGGAAAGGUUGGCGGACAUCUUGAGGACACUGUGCUUGUGAAGGGAAUUGUUAUUGAUAAAACGAUGUCGCAUCCUCAGAUGCCAAAGGAGUUGAAAAACGUCAAGGUCGCUAUACUCACAUGCCCGUUCGAACCUCCCAAGCCAAAAACUAAACAUAAGCUUGACAUUUCUUCAGCUGAAGAUUUCAAAGCUCUGCGUCAGUAUGAAAAGGAAACUUUUGAAACUAUGAUUAAGCAGGUCAAAGAUAGUGGUGCAACACUGGCCAUUUGUCAAUGGGGUUUUGAUGAUGAGGCGAACCAUCUUCUACAUCAUCAUCAGCUUCCCGCUGUUCGGUGGGUUGGAGGACCAGAAAUUGAACUGCUAGCCAUAGCAACCAAUGGGCGCAUCGUACCCAGAUUCUCGGAGCUUGCUCCUGCUAAGCUUGGCUCAGCUGGUCUUGUUCGCGAAAUCACAUUUGGAACUGCUCGGGAUCGUAUGCUUUCCAUUGAAGAAUGUCCCAAUAGCAAGGCUGUAACUGUAUUCGUCCGAGGAGGGAAUAAAAUGAUUAUUGAUGAGGCCAAGCGUUCUUUGCACGAUGCAUUGUGCGCUAUUCGCAAUUUGGUUCGAGAUGACCGUAUCGUUUAUGGAGGAGGGUCCGCUGAAACGGCAUGUGCUAUUGAAGUUGCCAAAGAAGCUGACACGAUUGAAGGCGUCGAGCAAUAUGCAUUCCGAGCAUUUGCGGAUGCCUUGGAAACCAUACCAAUGGCAUUGGCUGAGAACAGUGGUCUAGCUGCUAUUGAUUCACUUACCGAUCUAAAGGCAAAGCAAAUCGAAACUGGUAAACCUUAUCUUGGGAUUGAUGCCAUGUUUAACGGUACCAACGACAUGAAGGAGCAAAAAGUCAUUGAGACUCUCGUAUCGAAGAGAGAACAAAUCUCUUUGGCUACUCAGGUCGUUCGUAUGAUCUUAAAAAUCGAUGAUGUAAGAGUUCCAGACGACGAACAACAGAGUCACUAA